Messenger RNA from Serpula lacrymans var. lacrymans S7.9, 602 nucleotides. RefSeq lists its product as uncharacterized. The transcript has 2 exons. Lineage: Eukaryota; Fungi; Basidiomycota; Agaricomycetes; Boletales; Serpulaceae. The coding region runs from base 53 to 496 and encodes 147 amino acids. The record is from RefSeq and is a predicted model, not a curated record.
GUAGGGCUGCACUCUUAUCAAACCAUCUCGAAGCCAUCUUCCUACUAUUACAAUGCCACCCAGCGAGUUUUCUCUGCGUCUCCAGCAUGGUAUCACCGGCGGGUUUGCACCCCCUACCCCAAGCGCCAUACACACUAUUACCAAGGCCACUGCUAAUAACCUUCUCAUAACUUCUGCCGUUCGACCAGAUGGUGAACCCAAUCUAGUCCAAUCUGCGUUGCCCAAGUCAUUGGAAUACAAAGACCACUCGCACUCGCCACUGGUAGACGAACUUCAUACAAUAUUGAAAUCGUUACCCACCGAGAUUCCGCCAGGCAGUGAGGAUAUAUAUGGUCUGGAUACAAGUAUCGCUUGGGGAAGCAAUGACUUGAUGUGGGUCAAUGGUGGGCCGCAAGGAUGCGGUGGGGGGACAAGUGCAGUGCAGCCAACGGAAGAGGAGAAGAAGAAAUUCAAGAGGGCGGUGGACAUUGUGAAGACGUUGGUUACUAGCGAGUGAUAAGGUAGGAGUCUGUGUAUUCGAUGUAUCUGGAUGGCAAUCAUGUAUCUAUAUUCCUUGUCCAUGUAUAUCUGUUCAACAAACACGGUAUUUGCAACCCCUAAAA